Molecule: messenger RNA, 429 nt
Organism: Microthlaspi erraticum
Lineage: Eukaryota; Viridiplantae; Streptophyta; Magnoliopsida; Brassicales; Brassicaceae
Source: the annotation of a GenBank genome assembly
AUGCCGUCAGAUCUCUUGUGUUGUGAGGUUGUGUCAGGUAAUCUUCGGGGAAGGUUAUGCUGGCAGAUCUCUUUUGUGUGUAAGAUUGUGAUGGGUAACCUUCGGGGAAGGUUAUGCCGUCAGAUCUUGUUUCAUGGCUAUGCCGCUAAACCUCGAGUGCAUGCUAACAUGGUGGUGCGUAAGGCCCAUAUGUUGAGUAUGACUCCGAUGUGGAAAGAUCACGGACGGCUGAGCCGCCAGAUCUUUCGAGGUUCGUGUGGGUACUCUUCCGAGGCAAGGGAAGCUCUGCCGCAGAACCGAGGGUGUAGUCAAGCGCAUUCUCGCACGUCAGAGCCCAACCGGAUUGGCAGCGUGGAGGCUGUGCAUGAAGGGAGGAAGACUCGGAGGAUAACCUGGUCAGCUGCCUUGGCCGAGUAUGGUACCAUAUGA